UUUUAGCUUUAAUUUUUUUUGUAGUUGUUUUCAUAAUAAUGCUUUAAAUAUUUUGAUCAUGGUGCUCCACCAUCGUGGAGUUUUUUCUUACAUUUAUGGAAGCAUUGUUGACUACAUGUCAGCAAAACCCCCUAUGGCCGUUAUGAUGAUUUUUGUUGCUGCUUUGUCAUUGAGUAUUUUUUCACUUUCAUGGUAUAUUACAUCAAAUGACAUGGUUGAUGUUACUACAACCAAGUUGUUUAAUGGCAUGCUGAACAAUUUUGCGGAUUUAACAUUUUGUCUUGUAAAUUCAACAGAAAUAUCAAAUCCUAUUUUUGAACAAGAAACAGUUGAUAUUGCAUUAAAUCUAAAAGCAAUUAUUAGCGGAAUUUCCAUAAGUAAUUUCUCUAAAAUGGAAAGCACUGUUCAAACUUUUUUGUUGCUUCCAUUAGAUCAUGAUUUUCAUAGUAUUGGUGUGAAAGCUUUUUUUGAAGAAAAAUAUAUUGGCAUGCAAAGAAAUAACACAGUUAAUACAUGUGUUAUUUUAUCAUUAAGAAAAAGUAUGCUAACAGAACAAAUGCCACUAUAUCUUUGCAAACCACCAACAAAUGUUUUAAGAAGUGAUCAAAAUGAAAUAAUCAAAAUGCAACCUCAGUUUCAUGGGAAGAGAAUGCAGAAGCGUUACCAGUGUGCUUCAGAGUUACAGAUGAAUUUUCUAUUGGAUAAAAAUGGAAAAUAUGAUAUUUACUUAAACCUUUGGGAAAAGUCAAAACUGAUUUCAAGACUUCAAACAGGAAGUUUAAUAUUUUUAGCCAUCUUUUUUUCUGGGUUAUUAUACAUUAUCUUUAAAGGAAGAAAGGUUUGUUUAGAUUUUAUUUUUGCAUAUUCAAUUCUUGAGUGAGAUUUUACACGAAACUGACUCAUUCAAUUUCAUAAAGUACUCUACAUCUUUUUUUACUUGUAUAAAAAAUCUCACUCCCUUUUCCUUAUGCAGCCAUUUUAAA
Molecule: messenger RNA, 983 nt
Organism: Hydra vulgaris (swiftwater hydra)
Lineage: Eukaryota; Metazoa; Cnidaria; Hydrozoa; Anthoathecata; Hydridae
Source: RefSeq, a predicted model, not a curated record